Filobasidium floriforme is the source of this 4426-nucleotide messenger RNA. RefSeq lists its product as uncharacterized. Gene Ontology annotation, molecular function: molecular adaptor activity; protein kinase binding. Gene Ontology annotation, cellular component: extrinsic component of membrane; Atg1/ULK1 kinase complex; phagophore assembly site membrane. The coding region runs from base 184 to 4335 and encodes 1383 amino acids. The record is from RefSeq and is a predicted model, not a curated record. Gene Ontology annotation, biological process: autophagy of peroxisome; positive regulation of protein phosphorylation; piecemeal microautophagy of the nucleus. NCBI's taxonomy places the organism in Eukaryota, Fungi, Basidiomycota, Tremellomycetes, Filobasidiales, Filobasidiaceae. The transcript has 8 exons.
GGAAGGGAUGGCGACAUCUUGAACUCUCUGGCAAGACUUGAGCAGGAGGCGAGUAGGAUUUAACCACCGUCAGCUCGUCAUUUCUGACCACCUACACUAGCUACGUAAUGAAUACACCCGUGUUAAAUCUCACAAACGAGACAUAGCCGGUUCAGGUUCAUCACCUGACGCUCGAUUCGCAAGAUGGACGUCUUUCGAGUCUCGGACGGGGCUUUCGAGCAGCUAGACGUCAGCCUGCAUGACUUUCCAUCCCUGGACGCCCUGCGCAAGGCCAUAUCCAAGCUGAUCGACAUCCCGCUCGAGAACCUGAUCCUCUUUCACUCAUCCGGUUCACAACUAUCUGAAUCCCUCUACAACGAGCUCGGUAACCUCGCUGCGGCCGAGUCGUUCCACCGAUCCAGAUUGAUACCACAGGACUCGAACGUCCCCGGUCCUCGCUCCAACAGUCAUCGGAAUCAUCCUAGCCAAGUCCAGUACGACCUCAAUGGAAACGAGAUACACUUGCCGGGAUCGGAGGAUAAAGGAGGUUCGGGGAUAGCGCUGUACGCGUUUGAUAGGGAGAGCUUUAUGGCCGAUCCGCACGAGUUUGUGAAGGGUAUCGAGGAGGAUCUGAUGCUUCCAGCAGCGCUGCCAGGACAGCCUGGAUUUCACACCCCACAAGAUAUACUUGAUCACUUCAACGUCUACCUCGAUCAUCUGCACGAUAUAUCGGAUCGUCUGCACGCCCAGAUACGGGGGCUCGACCUCGCAGGAGGUAGCCUGGGUGAUCACCUCGACCGAUUGAUCCACGGCGAAUCGCGGGAUCGCGAAAGGGUUGACGGACAUGGGGCGACUGGAAAUAUCUCUGCGAGUGCCAGAAGUGUUGGAUUUGCCCCAAAGCAGAUUGACGGACCAUCCGGUUCGGGAACACGUCCGCCGACUCUUACACAGUUCAGGACGACAGUAGACAAAGAGCUCGAGCGGGAACGCAACCUUAUAUGGAAGGCCGACGAGGACGGAGACGCGCAUGUCAACGCACCAUGGGGAAUGGAGCAAGACCUGCUCCUCAUCUCCAAAAUCGAGAUUGACCCUUUUUUCCUGACCAAGACAAAGAAUAAGAAGGACGGCCGGCGGUCCAGCAUGGAGAUGGGAAGGGUCGUGAGUGGUUCAAACACCAAGGGCGAGGCUAGCAAGGAUAUCCAGACCAAGAAAAAGUUUCUGGGAGACUGGGUCAGUGAAGCCAAGAUGCGGACAGUUAGGGAGAGUUGCCGAAAAAUUUAUGACGACCACCGUCGUAAAUCGACGCAUUUGCUGGUAACUUUUGACGAGAUGCAGCAUUCGGCAGAGGAGAUCUUGGCAUCCAUACCUUUACUCGUGCAGGAAGCGGUCACCGCCUCGGAAGAGGUCAUGCAAGAUGCCGAAACGUUGGCUACAAGGAGUCGAGAUUUGCUGGAACAGGAGAUGAGCACAAGCUGGGAUACCCUGCUGUAUCUGGAUGGCAGCAUGAGAGAGCAGAUUGUCACCAUGACGGAACUCAAGAAUGCGUUCACCCUAAACCUACAUAUCCAUCUCCACGCGAUAUCCGGCCAACAAAGUGUCAUUUCGGAAUUAUCGCCUCAAAUGGUCGUGCUAGAGGAAUCACUUUUAUCGACCAGAACCUUAGCGAAGACUGGGUUCCCCCAUCUGGAGCGCUUGCGCAAUAUGACAUAUGCGUACGGCAUGGCCUGCAUCGAGAUAGUCUGGCGCAAAGAGCUGGGGAAUCUCCUACACGGAGGGGCUAGCAAGAUCAUCGACUCGCUUGGAGUGCAUCUGGAGGCUGAGCGAGAACGAAGACGCAAAUUCAAGGACGACAUCUUGGGCUUGUUGCCCUAUGACGUCGAAGCGCUCCACAUCAAAGGAGAGGAAGGCGAAUUGGGGCCCAGUGUGGACCUGUCCGUGGACUCGGGCGACCUCGACCUCGAAGAAUGUGAUUUUUCCCUGUUGACGGUUACAGACAUACUGGAGUUUCUGUUAAACCUCCAGGGAGACGCCGCCUUGAUUCCUCACGCGAAUAGCAGCACGACACCGCUUUCCGACAGUAUAGCGAAGCUCAAAUUGCAAGUCGAAACUAUGGCGCUCAGUCUCGCUCGCAUUCGGGACGUUUGGGAACUUCAGAAAAUUGAGCCAAUCCCGGAACGGCCUAUGCCAGCGAAGAGUCCCAGCGCCCUCACAAACGCGUUGCGGGCGCAAUUGCCCACAGCAACGCUGGGCGGAACACAGCCGUCUACUCAGUCAACAGAUGCAGCACAUCUGGCCAAUCAGCUACGUGCGGCCGAAGCAGACAAUGCGGAGUUGCGCGAGCGCUUAUCGAUACAAGAAGAUAGAAUACCAGCACCCAGUCCCGGCGAUUCUGCAUCAGAAUUCACCCGCCAAUUAGAAGAUGUCAGAGCAGCUUAUGAUCGGGAGAAGCUGAGAGCAGGACAGUUGACGUCGCAGUUGGAAGCGGAACGCGAGGCACAUCAUAUCCAAAUGCAGCAACUAGAACUUGAGAGGUCUCAGAUCUUACAGGGCUUAUCGGACGCCCGUAGCGACGAAGAAGCUCUCGCGAGAAAGGUUUUAGAUCUCCAAGCCGAGCUGGAAAGUGCAACUCACGGGAUCGAAGAAUUGAAGGUAGAGCGAGGCGAGGCGUUGCAGCGACAAGCUUUGCUGGCCGAGACUACCCUUCGCGAAAAGAUGGCAGAGGCUGACGGCGAUCGAGCGGUAUUGGAGCACCAAAUCGCUGGUCUCGAGGAUCAACUGUCACAAACAAAGUCGAAAGCGACACAGGACCUUGAUCUGGCUAACGCCAAGCACGUAAGAGAAGUCAACAGCUUGAAAGCAGAGAUGGGAAUGCUCAAGGCUGAGUUACGAGACUCGCAACGCAAAGUAUCACAGGCCAACGACAUCGUUAUUCAAGAGAAGGAUCAAGCUGGGCUGGCGCGGGCAGAGAAGGAGAAGCAAGAAGAAUUCAGCAAAGAGACGAUCAAGGUGGCCAGCGCAUUCUACGAUUGCAUCUCGCGGCUUCACUCUGCGAUCCAAUCGAGCGCGACUAUCUCGGGUUCCACUUCUGGUCUUUUGCCCGCGGUAUCGGACCGGGACGAUGCUCGGCCGGUCAAACAGUCUACGAGCUCGUCGCUCGUAAGCGCCGAUUACUUGCUGGUCGAGCUUCAGGCCAUGAAGUCCUUUGACCUCACGGCCUUUUCCGAGUCUGUCACCCGCACGAUGGGUUUGGUCAAGAAGUGGCAAAAGUCGUGCAAGCAAUACCGAGAGCGCUCCAAAAAUCAGAUCGCCUUUGCCAAUUUCACGAAAGGCGAUCUGGCAUUGUUCUUGCCCACUCGGAAUGCGACCGCAAAGAGCUGGGCCGCUUUCAACAUCGCCAGUCCGCAUUAUUUCCUUAAGCCUACACCUGGAAUCGAACAGUUGAUGGAGGAGCGCGAGUGGAUCGUGGGAAGGGUGAUCGCAGUUGAGGAGGGGAGGGUAGGAAGCGCUGGUACCAUAGAGGGCACGACAAAUAAGAACCCGUACGGUCUUGCGGGUGGCAUCAAGUAUCACGAGCUACAGGCGGAGGUCUACGUUCCGGUUCCGACGAAACCUAGAAGAUCAGCUUCAUCUGGUAGCCAGACCGGUCCCGGUACCCUGACGAGACUAUCAACCAUGACGGGCACACGACCGUUGACCACGCCGCUCAAUCAGAUAUUGUCGCCGAACGAACGGUCGAGCUACUUUCCUGCUCUGCUCGACGGUUCGGGGCGGCCACUGCCAGAGCGAAUCAGGUCUUCCCAAGAGGAUGCGCUGCAUCCCAGGCGCCCCUCUCACACGGCCAGCAUCGUUCAUCCCGAACUAUCUGGUAUGGUGAAACCGAUCAAGCGACCAUCUAGCGUGUGCUCCUCCGCUUCGUCGAAUAAGUUCAGUAAAGGCAUACAGCUCGGAGUGGGAGGAAGCGGCAAGGGCGGCAGCGUUGUUGGAGUGACAAGAGAGGGCUUAGUUGGCCGCAUGGCGAGACCGUCUGGACAACUCGAAGAACCCAGCCCGAGGCUGACGAAGGCAGAUCUGCCGGGUUCGAUGGCGACGAACCUCGAUAUACCUAGGUCGGGGAAAGAUGGUCGACGAGAAUCGUUCGUCGGUACGAGCGAGCAGGAGACCAGCCCCGGCUCUUUGAAGCUCGUGAAUAGCGGGAAAUACGCUCGCAUGGCUGGUUUACGAGCGAAUCUCGAAGCCGUGUCGAGUGGUACAUCGCCGGGGAACAGCAGGAAGAGCCUCAGUGUCGGCGAAGGGGCUCUCGACAUACUGAAGCGCAUCGGGGAAGGCAAAGCGGACAAGAUAGAGCGAGAUGCUUGAUCACCUUAUGAUUGCCUCAACCUACAUACUGUAUAGCUAUGUAUUCGAUAGCCGAACCGUACCUGACGAGAUUAAAUUACGUUUCUGUGAA